AUGAUUAUGACAGUGAGCAGUGACAUACCAAAUAACGACUAUUAUAGAACAGACUCGUCAGACAUUGAACUAGCAACUGAAAUUGGGCAAGGGUUAUUAAGUGAGAUACGACGAAUGCAAAUCAUCUUGCAAAAAAGACAGGAAUCACUAAUACAACUAGAAAAAGAAAGAACAGAUAAUCAGCAGCAUAUCGCUGACCUUAUAAAAGAGCUAAGGCUUAAAAAUGAUACAGAAGAGCGUCUUAAAGAAGAAAUUUAUAAUUUGGAGCUCACGAAACAAAGCCUGUCUCACCAAAUUCAACAGCUUUCUUUGACUGUUUCACAAGCUCAAAUGGAGGAAACACGGCGCGAAAAACAAGAAGGUCUUAUUCAUCAAAAGCUAGAGUCGUUCAAAGAAUCUCAAAUAAAAUGGCAAGAAGCACAAGCCGAAUACGAAAGCAAACUAGCACUGCUGAAUGAAUCCAUUGCUAAACUUAGAAAUGAAAAUCAGUCAGCUCGUUCUCGGCUGGAGAACUCAGAAGUCAGUGAUAAAGAAGAAGGGGACCUCAAAGCUGAUUUCCAAAAUGAUAUGCAUAUAGAGCAGUCUCAAGAUAUGCAGGAUGAUAGCAAUCCUACAGAACCCAUAAAUAACAUUGUACCACCACAUACCGCUUUAGAAAAAGCAUCCCUGAAUGAAGAUCAUAACAAAGCCCUAGAUAGUAUGCAACAUUUGUGGAGUGAGUCCGCACUUGUCAGGUUUGAAGCACACCACAAAGAAAUUAUGCACACAAUGGCAGGCGAAAGACUUUAUAAAUUUUCUACAAGCUAUGUAAAAUGGAGUAGUUCAAGCAAGCGUCAUUUGAGGUUUUUUUGGAUACAUCCCUAUACAAGGACCUUGUAUUGGAGUGAACACGAACCUGGACUUCAGCAUGACAUAUAUAAGGCUAAAAGUGUACAAAUCGAAACAUUCUCUAUCGAUCCAUUAAAUCAAGAAAACAGUAUACCCAUUAUAAUAAUCAACUCAUCUACUAAAUCCAUAAAAAUACAAUGCACCAAUGAAGAUUCACAUGAACAAUGGACUAAGUCGCUACGUCGUUUAGUUGUUGAAGUUAAAAGCGUCAUACCUGACAAUCUCAAGAGAAAGAGUUUAUCUCUAUUCUUAAGGGCAGAAUCAAAAAAAUAG
Messenger RNA from Gilbertella persicaria, 1161 nucleotides. Its product is annotated as meiotic cell cortex C-terminal pleckstrin homology-domain-containing protein. Gene Ontology annotation, cellular component: cell cortex; mitochondrion. Gene Ontology annotation, biological process: establishment of mitochondrion localization; dynein-driven meiotic oscillatory nuclear movement; maintenance of protein location in cell cortex. Gene Ontology annotation, molecular function: tubulin binding; phospholipid binding. NCBI's taxonomy places the organism in Eukaryota, Fungi, Mucoromycota, Mucoromycetes, Mucorales, Choanephoraceae. The record is from RefSeq and is a predicted model, not a curated record. The transcript has 3 exons. The coding region runs from base 1 to 1161 and encodes 386 amino acids.